Acanthoscelides obtectus is the source of this 664-nucleotide messenger RNA. Lineage: Eukaryota; Metazoa; Arthropoda; Insecta; Coleoptera; Chrysomelidae. The record is from the annotation of a GenBank genome assembly.
CUCAAGAUCUGCCAGAAAAGGUAAUAGCUACUCCAUUCCAUCAUUUAAAGAAUUUUGAUCCUGGAAGUAGUGAUAGUUAUAGAGGCAUUACCUGACGUUUUUGUUGGUUAAAACUGUUAUUUGUUCUUGAUUGCAGCAGUUUUGAACUGAAUGAAACGGAUCUUCAAAGAGAAUUCACGAAGAUAUGGAGCAGAUAUUUUCCAUGACUACAUUGCUCCAAACAGCUUCAUCUCUAUUCAUGGUAGCUUCAAACAUAAUAAUAGUGUCCACGUUGUCUACCGCUCAACCAGAAUUUUGGUGUAUAGUGCAUUUCGUUACAGCUUGCAUCAUCCAACUUCACAUGGUUUGCCAUUUCGGAAGUGGAGUUACUGAAAUGUGCUUCUAUUUCAGGCGUAUCACCUACGAAUGUGAGUGGUACAGUUGCAGCAAGAGAUUCAAGACGUGCAUGUUAAUGAUGAUGGUCCGUAUGGAUAAGCCAAUGUAUUUGACUGCUGGAAAGUUUUUCCCUUUGACUUAUGGUACUAUUAUUACCGUAGUCAGAGCAGCAUAUUCCUAUGCAGCAAUGUUUAGAAAUGUGGGAUGAAGGCUGGUACCAACUGAAGUUAUACAACAUAUAUAUUUGACUUUGAAUAAGAGCUAAUUCUUACCUAUACUAUAUUCAGAG